This is a messenger RNA of Argentina anserina (silverweed cinquefoil), 859 nucleotides long. Its product is annotated as pterin-4-alpha-carbinolamine dehydratase 2, mitochondrial. Gene Ontology annotation, cellular component: mitochondrion. Gene Ontology annotation, biological process: tetrahydrobiopterin biosynthetic process. NCBI's taxonomy places the organism in Eukaryota, Viridiplantae, Streptophyta, Magnoliopsida, Rosales, Rosaceae. Gene Ontology annotation, molecular function: 4-alpha-hydroxytetrahydrobiopterin dehydratase activity. The record is from RefSeq and is a predicted model, not a curated record. Bases 8 to 553 code for a protein of 181 amino acids. The transcript has 7 exons.
CUUACAGAUGAGUCGAAUGUUACACCUCCCAUUUCCAAAGGUAGCAGUAGUGUCAGUGUUUCAGAACCUGUUUGGAGUUAAUGGACGUUCCAGUAGCAGAGUGUAUGAGAUACUUCAGACCAAUGUGGGGGUGUCAUCCAGUAGAAACUCAGUUUCUGGAUUUAGAACUUUUUGCACUGACCAAGAUUUGUCUACAAAGAAGUGUGUGCCCUGCACCUCAAAGGAUAUGCGACCUAUGACUGAAGACUCAGCAAGUAAUUUACUCACAAAGGUGGACGGGUGGAAUUUGAUAAGUGAAAGUGGUUUGUUGAAACUGAAAAAGUCAUGGAGAGUUAAAUCCUUAAAAAAGGGAUUGGAAAUGUUUAAGCUCGUAAGUGAUGUUGCUGAAGCAGAAGGUCAUCAUCCAGACCUUCAUCUUGUUGGAUGGAACAAUGUGACCAUUGAGAUCUGGACCCAUUCAAUUGGUGGAUUGACAGAGAAUGACUUCAUACUUGCUGCUAAGAUCAAUGCAAUUGAUAUGCAAAACCUGAUGAGGCGGAAAACUACUGAUUGAUCAGUCGGGAAAGCAUACCAAUGGAAAUUGUUGAAAUCGUCUGGCAUUCCUGAAAAGGAAAAAAAAACGUAUUUGUCUUUUGUUGGUCUUUUGGUGUAAAACCAACUGAGGAUGUACUGGUUCAAGAAAGAAAACCUUGCUAGUUUCUGAAGAUACAUGAAGUGGCUGUUUCUUUUAUGUUUAAAGGUCACCAAAGCUCAACGACUUAUAUGUUUGGCACCAUCUUUGAGAUGGAGAGGAUUUAAAGUUCUGGUCAUUAUUUUUUUCUGAAUAUAAAGCUGAUAGACAGAUAGAACACCCUAAAUU